AUGGGGGUUCUGGGGGAGAGGUCGUGUUGCUUCUGCUCCGGUGGGGGGCGGUCGGAGAGGGUUAAGGCUGGCAUCUUCUCUGGAAAGGGUCCCGCCAUGGCCCUGGUGUCUGGUGGCGGUACUGGCUUCCUUAUACACCGGAACCUCCUGCUAACUACUCAUGCCAGCCUCCCGUCCGUCGCGGCCGCUGAGGCGGCCGACAUCCAGAUCCAUCAGGGUCGCAUUUCCGCCCGUCUAGUUCCCCACAGGUCAGUUCUCCAUGGCUCCCUUUCUGUAGAUUUUUGUCUUUCUAUUGCUUGUUUGAAACCCUAUUGCUACCCUUUCCACCAAUGUACUCCCAAAUUUCUCUAGUUUCUUCCUGCGCACGCUUUUUGACCUACUGAAAAAACGGGGGUGAUUAUGCUCCUUUUCGUGGUCACGUGAAUGAUGUGCGUGCUCAGCGAUUGUGACUUUUCCGUUGUGAUAUGUCCAGGUCGCUACGUCUUUCUUUCCUAUCUCUCUUUUCUGCUUAUUUUUUCACGAGCUCAAUGUUGCCUUUUCUUUUUCUUGGUGUGAAAAUGGAAAAUGCCCGCGUUCUUCUUUCUUCUGAUUGAAGAUCCAUUGCUCUAGGCAAUUCCUGCAUUAAAUUACUGACUCUUGUUCUUCCAACAAGUCAACGUUGGUUGAUAAAGUGAUAUUUCGUGAUUGUGAUGACGAUAACCUAUUGCGUCAUGGAGGAGAUGGUGGGGGAAAAGUUUUGGAUAUUUACACGAAGAAUUUAAUUGUGUUUCACUUGGUCGAGAAGUUCUCAUUUAAAGGUAGGAAGGACGACAGGACGACAGUUAAAUAUCUUUCCUUGUUGCAGCAUAGUUUCUAUUCAAGUGAUGCCAAUUUUAUGUGUUAGAUUAUAAUAGGAAAGAUGGUGUUAGUUAUAAAGGGCUUUAUUAACUGGGAAGUUUCAGUGUAAUCCAGUUUUCUUGAAUCUUGUAGGCUUACAAUCCGGUUAUCAUUACACUUGAAGUUACCCUACAAACAUUGGAUUAUGUAUUAAAAUUAUCCUAUUCCCGCCGAACGAAGAUAUUCCCCGAAAGUUACAUAAAUGGAGUUUACAACCAUGGAGUGAUUGCAAGAGUCAGUUUUCUACUUUACCUGGUCGGAUAGUGCUAUCAUUGGACGCAGAUUUGUAUGAAAACGUCACAUCAUUAUCGUGUAAUUUUAUCCUAUCUGUUAGUUCUCAACUUGUAACUCCAGAUUUCAGUCACUUCAGUUGAUUGUCAUAAUUAUUACUAGGAAAUAGCUCAUUCUCCUAACUUACAGUCGAAACCACACCACGGCAGAGAAGAUUUGGUGUUGAUUUGUCUCAAUAUUUUUUAUAAAUAAAAAAAUAAUUUGAUUUUUAUAUCAGAGUUGGUGCUCGGGUUGAUUUAACAUGCAGGCAGAUGGAUUUGUCGCUCUUGCUUUCUAAGCAUAUUACAGUGAUUUAAAUCCACAAGAUAAUCUCUUUGUUUUGCUUGAUUUUCAUACUAAUCAGCUACCGUUUUCUACGGACAUCCCGAAUGAGGCCUUCCAAUUGUAGGUGUGAUUGUCAGUGGGAACUAAUCACCAAUCUCUUGUGUGGAGUAUCCCCGUCCAUUAAAAAAGAGAUUAAACUUGAGUUAUGUUACUGAACCGAUUUCCUUUCUCAGAAGGUAUAUAGAAAGAGCUGUCAUUGAUUGUAUAUUGUUGGAUGUUACAUAAUUGUGAUGUUUGGAAAUAAGAUAAUAUUAAUCGUGUGAUUAGAUUUUUUAUUUUAUGGUAUCUUCCAGUCAUAUCGCAGAAGAAAUAUGGCUCUGUUAUCGAUGUCCACAUGCUAAGUGGAGGCAACCAGGUUCACUUUUUUCAGCUCUUUUGCUUCAGAAUUAGGCUGGGGCAAAGUUUUAGGCCUGACUAGAGCCUCAUAAAGACCUGAUCCCCAGAAGCCCGGAUACGCACCUUACAUCAGACCCAAAAGCCUUAUCCAUCUCAUUUCAUCGCCCUCCCCCUCCCCCUACCCCUCCCUGUCCGGUUGUACCUUUUCCCUUCCACUAGUGACCUCUACCUUCCCCAGCUUCUCCCCUCCCUAUGUCAACUCUCCUCUCCCCAUAGUGCCCUGUUCUGAGCCCCACCCUAUGCUUUUGUCGCAGCCCGCAGCCUCCUACUCGUACCCCUUCAACCGAUGCAGUCCCCUGUGGUAACCAUCAUGGGGCAAACAUCUGGAGAUCUCUACUUUGGUCUGGACCUAGGCGUCAUCGCUCUUAGACUCAGUUCCAUCAAGGGGAAAGGGAUGGAAUACGUCUUCCUUUUACCACCUAGGCGUGAAUAACGAGUCGGGUAACGAGGUAAAAAAAUAACAGAUGCUAUUAGAGGUUAUACUAUACAGUUUGAAGGAUCAUUGGUUUCUUUCACUGUCAUGUGAUGUAUUUUACGACAAAUCUUGAGACAAAAUGUGUCCAGGAGAACAUGCUGUUGAUUAUAUUUAGAGGCAGUUGUUUUUGCACACAUCUCUAAACAUCUGCUAUUCGGGCAGUGGCGGGAGCAGGCUAAACAUAACGCGGAAUUCACUCUUCUGUGUAAAAUUGUAAUUAAUUUUGCCCAAGACAUUUCGAUAUGCUGUAUAUGUCCCUUGUAUGAAAGCUCGUCUCCUUAUGCCGAGGCAAAUGGAGCAGAUAUUGCACGGUUUUUGAAGUUUACUAACCAGGAUUAGCUGAUCAUUGAUCCAUUAUUAACAAUUACAGUACCAAUAUAGCACAGAACACCGGGAUAAUCGGUGCAUAAUCCAUCCGCUGUAUUUUGCACCCCUUAGGGCUUGUUGUCACAUCGAAAAGCUUGCAAGAUGAUGAUACGAUCCUCUUUGGAGGGGCCGAAUCUGAGUAAAAUCGAAUAUGCAGAAUACUUGUAUUGAACUCACGGAAUCUUGUCAACGGCGAGAGAUAGAGCGUCAGAAUAAUAGUCUAUGAAGAUACAAGAAAGGAAGAGGAAAAGAAGAGAAAGGGAUGGGGAAAGUGUUCGAGAGGACUCCCCCACCUCUCCAAAUUCCCUCCUAUUUGCGCUCUAUUUAUACCCCCCCUCACAGGUGCCGAACACAUGACUCCUUCUUACACCCUCUAUAGGUCAGCAGGGGGAUCGUAUCAGAUGAUUUCCAUCUUGGACUCUAUUCCCAGGAUUGCCCUAGAUGCAGAUUGAUCAAGGUGAGGGUUUAGCCCAUCCCAACCUGGUCAGAGGUUUGGUUGAGGUCAAUCAACCUGAAACUGUACCCAACCCCUUAUACUCCAUAUUGUCUCUAACCCAUUUGAUUGCUGGCUCUACUGGGUAGAGUUCGAUUACAAAUUACAUCCAUACAUGCUAGUAUCGAAUGAAUAAAUAAAAUCAACUUUUCCUGAGCUUUGAAGAAUUAUGUUUCAGUUUCCUCAAAUGCGUAUUAUUCAUGUUGAGAAGAUUCAUGUUGUUCUUCAGACCUUGUGCGGAUCCAGUGGAGUUUCAUAAUUGUUUUCUUGAUCUUAAAGCAUGGGUGGGGGGUUUGUAUGUACUAUUUUGCUAGCAGGUUUUGCACAUAGAGAUCUUUCUCUGAACUCGUGAAAACUCGGCUAUUCGUCACGUCCUUCACUCCCAACUUUCAUGCAGGUUUUUCAUCACCAGCACGGUUCUUGAUCUGACAAUUGUGGGGAUUGACCCUCUCGAGGCCGACUCAAAUUCUCAACAGCCACAUUGCUUGAAGACAGGUUCCAUCCCAAGCCUGGAAUUGGCCAGCGUGGUGUAUCUCCUUGGCUAUGAUGACAGAAAGGAACUGAUGGUUGGGGAGGGAAAAAUAGCGGUGGCCACCGACAACCUGAUCAAGCUCUCAACUGGGGUAACCUGGUGCCCUGGUUCUGCUGGUUUUGACGUUCAAGGUAACUUGGCCUUCAUGGUGUGCGACCCCAUGAAGCUUGCCUCGUCUCCAACGCUCAGAUCUUCAUCUGUUUCCUCUUCCUCCUCAACUUCGGCCAAGAAGGACCUCCCCAUGCAGUUUGGGAUCCCCAUUCCCAUAAUCAUGGACUGGCUGUACCAGCACUGGGAAGGGAGUCUGGAGGAGCUCUGCAAACCCAAGUUGCCCCUCAUGCGGCUGAUGUCAACGGGGCAGAAGAGUGACCGAUCUGGUGCUUCUUUCACAAUGCGGCGGGUCUUCAAGGACCCUGAGGCGGAGAACGACGCCAUGACAUCAUCAUCAGCGGUGAUCUCGAGGCUCACGGGUCAACUCGGGUCGGCUGGUUCCGCAAGUCCAAGAGGAAACGCAGGUGGAGAGCAGGACCAUCCACGUGGCGAUCUCCGGUCAACACACGAUCGGGGCAUCCGGGUGCCUAAGAUCUAUGAGACUCCCAAAGUGACGUCAGGGCCGCUUCUGAGGAAGGAUCAUCCCCCGCUCCAGCUCCUGGACAUCAACUUUCCACCAAAACUUCCAAGGGCCGCCAUGUUGCCGCUCCCUGUGAGGCAGAUGCUGACAGAAUCACACCGGAACCAGGCCAAAGCCCCCAGGCAAGGAAACUCCCCAGCAGAGGCCGGGCCAUCGCGGAGAAGGAAACCGAGGAGUUCUGAAGACUCAGCGGAGGUCACUCAGCCCUGCCCGGCUCUAGCGGAUUGCCACAGCGAGGUCCAAUCGAGCUCGUCUCCAUUAGCAAUCUCUGUGUCAGCAGACGAGGGCUACAGAUGCAGCAGCGAUGGGGAGACGAUGUACUCUGCGGAGACGAUGGAGAGCAGAAACUAUGCCAGUCCCAAGCGAGAUGCCUACCGGCAGGUUGGCAGGAGCCGCAGCUGCAUGGACUACCAGCGGUGGGGCGGCGGAGCUCAGAUGAGCUCCGCCACCGGAAAUCUUGGGCUGCCGAAGCAGCGCAGUCUGAUCGCCGCAAGGAAGACCCCUGCCCACUCGCAGUCGCAGACUGUUCCUGCCGGUCAGAAGAAUCACAUCUACCACAGCCCCACGGUUUCCUCGGCGAUGAAGAAGCGGGGUGGCGCUGAGCAGAGAACCAGGCCCCGGCGGACGGUGGCUCAGGUCUCCCCCAGGUGGAUGUUCUAG
Molecule: messenger RNA, 5044 nt
Organism: Spirodela intermedia
Lineage: Eukaryota; Viridiplantae; Streptophyta; Magnoliopsida; Alismatales; Araceae
Source: the annotation of a GenBank genome assembly